This is a messenger RNA of Manis javanica (Malayan pangolin), 4100 nucleotides long. It is a transcript of the gene PDCD2, whose product is annotated as programmed cell death 2. Lineage: Eukaryota; Metazoa; Chordata; Mammalia; Pholidota; Manidae. Gene Ontology annotation, cellular component: cytoplasm; nucleus. The record is from RefSeq and is a predicted model, not a curated record.
CCCGCCAUUCCCCGCGCCUUCCGGCACCCCACUACCCCUCCCGGCCGGCGGUGCGGCGGAAGCCGUCGACAUACCCCAUGGCGGCCGCCCGCGGCGGGCCGGUGGAGCUGGGCUUCGCGGAGGCGGCGCCCGCGUGGCGGCUGCGCAGCGAGCAGUUCCCCAGCAAGGUGGGCGGGCGGCCGGCGUGGCUGGGCGCAGCCGGGUUGCCGGGGCCCAAGGAGUUGGCCUGCGCGCUGUGCGGCCGCCCGCUGGCCUUCCUGCUGCAGCUGUACGCGCCGGUGCCCAGCCGCGCCGACGCCUUCCACCGCGGCCUCUUCGUCUUCUGCUGUCGGGCGUCGCCGUGCUGCGCCGGUCUGCGCGUUUUUAGAAAUCAGCUACCCAGGAAAAAUGACUUUUACUCCUAUGAGCCACCUUCUGAGGAUCCUCCCCCAGCGACAGAAUCUGUGUGCCUACAGCUCAAGUCUGGCGCUCACCUUUGCCGAGUUUGUGGCUGUUUAGGUCCCAAAACAUGUUCCAGGUGUCACAAGGCACAUUACUGCAGUAGGGAGCAUCAGAUUCUAGACUGGAGAUUGGGACAUAAGCAGGCUUGUACAGAAUCUGACAAUCUGGACAGCACAGUUCCAGACCACAACUUCCUUUUUCCAGAAUUUGAGAUCGUAAUAGAAACAGAAGAUGAAGUUAAACCUGAAGCUGUGGAAGAAGACGACUCAGAGAUUUCAGGGAGCAUGGAUGAAGCACCUGAGGAGGAAUUGGAUUCCACUGCAAAACAUGAAUCCAGGGAAGAUAAAAUUUUCCAGAAAUUUAAAAGUAAAGUAGCCCUUGAGCCAGAACAGAUUCUCAGAUAUGGCAGAGGGAUUGCACCCAUCUGGAUCUCUGGUGAAAAUGUCCCUCAAGAAAAGGAUAUUCCAGAUUGCCCCUGUGGUGCCAAAAGAAUAUUUGAAUUCCAGGUGAUGCCUCAGCUGCUCGGCUAUCUGAAGGCUGACACACUGGGGAGGAGUGUCGACUGGGGUGUCCUGGCCAUCUUCACCUGUGCUGAAAGCUGUGGGCUGGGCACAGGCUACACGGAGGAGUUUGUUUGGAAGCAGGAUGUAGCAGACACACCCUGACGAUGCCAUGGGAAAGCCUUACAAAUGCUCAUGAUCCCUUGGACCUUGUGUUCCCAUUUGUAGGACUUUGUCCUAAGGAAAUAAUUAUACCAGACACAGGUACGGAGAUGUAGUUGUAGGCUUUGUUUACAAUGUCUAAAUAUUAGUGAAACCAAAAUGUCCAGUAAUAUAAAAUGAUGUAAAGUUUGGUGUCAUCUGUACAGUGGAAGGCUAUUCAGUUUUUGGGACACCAGGUAAGACAGAGAUCUAAACUGACACCAAGGCAUUCAUAGUAUUUUUGUGAAAAUACACAUAUAUGUACACAGAAUUUUAUCUGGAAAGAUACACAUUAGGUGUGAACUGGUUAACUGGGAAUAAGUAAAAUGUUCUUUUUACUUAAAUGUAUAUUUCUAUAGUAAAAAUGGAUUUUGUGCCUAAUUAAGUCAAACCACUACUUCGAGCAUUUUCCCCCUAAAAUUUGCAAAAAUAAAGAGGAUGCAGUAUUUGGUUAAAACCCCAAGAUACUGGUCUGAUUAAUUAGGUAAUUAUCAGACUCCAUUAGAUGUGGAAGCCCGGAAUGUGGAAAAAAAUUCUGACCUCCACUAGGCUGUUGUGAUGAGUGGGACUCUGUGUGUCUGAAGCAGCAGCAAAGUUGGCAGGUGAGCAGAAAAUCUGAUUUUGAAGAGUAGCUCUACUUAAGCAUUGACCUUGGUCAGCUGAUGGCACAAGGCAACUGUGAGGCAAGGGCAGCGGUCUCCCUCUCUGUCUAUUCCUCUGUAUACAUGGGAAGUGAACCCAGGUAGGGAGAUGGGGAGUCGGCCAUCACACUUCCCUAGGGAGACUGGCACAGGAGGCAGCAGCCUGAGGGAAAGCCCUGAGCUCAGCUCUCAGGUGUGGAAUAUUGCUUCUUAUGCAAGUGGGUCCUAAAUCUAUGCUGUUUCCUAUGCUGAGGCUCUUUCCAACUCCUGUCAUUUUGCAAUUAUAGUAAUUCCCAAUUCUCUCAACUCUGUGAUCUCUGCCCAGCUCUAAGGCAGAACCUAGAGACAGUGCUGUUGACUAGUGUUUGAAAACCAACGACUGAUUCAAUAACUUUCUCAUGAUUAUUUCCAGUCUGCAUCAGCUUCUCCUCCCAUACACCUCUGAUAACCAAGAAACACUCUGCCAGUGCAAAUAAGCACAUCUUAUUGGAGGUAACAUACUAACAUCACUGACAACUUGCCUAUUUUACUGUUUUUAUAUUAGAAGGUCCUGGCCUGUUAGUACCCAUCACGUAUUUGUAAUUCAUAAAGAGAUGUGCAUAUAAAGUACAGUUACACAUAGCGCCAAAAGGGAAACCAGUUUGAAAUUCCCAUGGGCAGACCUGUGCCUAGGCUAACUUUUAAAUACAGCUUUUAAAGAGGGAGAGAAUGGUGUUACGGUUUUCAGGCUGGUGCCAUGAGAAUCACCUGUACCUUGUGAGACAGCUGGUGCUGUACAAGAGGACACAACAUGAAAAGCUGGCAUCAGCUGGUGGCAAGUCACACACUUGGUAAGAGGCUCAAUGGCUCUUAGAAAACCAGACUAGUGGGACUUUCGUAUCCCAAAUUGAGUAAUUACUAGUCAGGGAAUGUUAACAGUUUUCCAAAGCAGACCAGCAUCCUGACUGCUAAGGAUUGUUGGAGCACAUUCCUCAGGGUCCACCUGGAGACAGACCCAAACGAUGCAUACAGUGUUGGAGGCAUUGUGGCAAUAGCCAAGCUAUCCUUCAGGCAUCUUUCACUGCCAGAUUCCAAAGCUAAUGGCAAGAGUUCACAGGACCUUCUCACUUGGAGACAGACUAGUCCAAAUCAGUGGAAGGAAAAUGCUACAACAACCUAGCAACAGCUGAAAAUAACUGCAACUAUACUGAAAAUAGAAAAUAAAAAAUUUAAGGAGUAUAACAAGCAACUUGGUUGUUUUUAAAAAAUGUCAAAUACAUUUAAAAACAUAAAAUGAUCAAUACAUCUUGCCCAAUGGCUUCUGCAAAGAAUGUCAGUUACUAUUGCCAAUCCAUGCAUGCCAUCAUCCCCCCAGACACUGUCUGGCCUGACACCUCACCCCUGCUGAGGGAGCAACACAUUCACCUGUCCUACUUGAGACGUUGAAGGCUGGUCUUACCGUCUUUUGACGAUUCAGAGAUUAUAGCUGAAAAAAACGUUUUUGAUAAUCAUAUGGGUGGUAGUACUCUUGUCAUUCUAAGGCCGUGAUGUAUGAGAGAAAGGAAAUGACUAUGGGAUAUUCUAACUCAUCCCUUGUUUUAAAAGUUAAGGAUUCUCAGUGUAUAAGAUAAUCCAUAAUAUAAAACUGGUCAAAAACCCCUGCAGUCCUGAAUUUGAAUUGGAUUUAUCAGUGUGAACUCAUGAGAUAUUUUAUCUUGAAAACUUUCAGAGAAACCAGCAUUUUCCUGCUAUAUAAAGUAUAUCACUUUAUAAUAAAGUAUUCCAAUGAAAAAAUGAAUUAGAUCAUCAUUUGUAAUGCACUAAUGAAUUAAUAGGUGAAUGAGAAGAGAGACAACCAGACAGCUGAUUCUUCACAACAGAACAUGCCACUCAGGCUUUGCAAAGGGGUCAAGCCUCUGGAUGCAGCCACCCCUCUCUAGGAAAUACGGAGAACAGAGGAACAUGCUGAAGUGCACCAUGAGUUUGCAAAUGGCAAAACAGACUAUAAAAAACAACCCAAAGACAAGUAGUGAGUCUACAGCAUCUUACUAUGCUGAUGGACAGUGACUAAUGGGGUAUGUGGGGGGUACUUGGUGAAGGGGGGAGUCUAGUAAACAUAAUGUUCCUCAUAUAAUUAUAGAUUGAUACCAAAAAAAAAAAAGAUAAUUGGAAAGUGUUUAGAAAUGCUUGGCAAUAUUGAGUAUAAUUAAAUUUAUAAGUAAAAAAUGAUAAUUUGUUUUUUGUUCUUAAAAACAACAAAAACAACCCAGAUCACCUGUAAACCAUAAGGAAAAGAGGAGGGAGAAUUUUAAGGAAUAAAAAAAAAUAUUUUUUUAAA